Molecule: messenger RNA, 1492 nt
Organism: Haliotis rubra (blacklip abalone)
Lineage: Eukaryota; Metazoa; Mollusca; Gastropoda; Lepetellida; Haliotidae
Exons: 3
Coding region: 340-1299 (319 amino acids)
Source: RefSeq, a predicted model, not a curated record
UCUUCUGCGAGACAGAACCUGGAUUUACUUGUGUCAUGAUUGGCGUCGAAGAAUAAUACCGACUAUCAUAAAUAACAAUAUAACAAAUGCUUAUUGUCGACUUGACAAAAGUUCAGAGCAACCCUUGUUCCAUGGAUACAAAAGGAUUUACUCGUAAACCAGUGUCUUUACAUCUUAAGUUGAUAUUUCUGAACAUUUGAAUAUCUUAGAACUGGGACAACUCGGACAAAUAUCAUCCAUUCGUCCCACAAAGGAUAUCCGCGCGUUGACAUACCCAUAAAACACGAGGAGUGUCGAGAUUAACUAAUUGAAAACUUGAAAUCAAAACCAGAUUCACCAAUGUCACAGAAUUCGGCUCUGAGCUUAUUAACAACGUUAGUGCUGUUGUUGACGGUGACGAAAGGAGCCGACGGUGCCAGUGGCUUCAGACAAUACUGGUACUCGCCCUACGGCCUGUCCGAAUAUGGUCAGAAUGUGAAUCAGGGUACCAGCCUGGGCCUCCUUACGGCGGUGCAGUGUUCCCGGUUUUGCUCUGAUGACCAAUCCUGCCAAGCUUUCCAGUUCCACAAGACUGACCCUUCGUCCAGGAAAGGGAUCUGCUACACGUUCAAAUCACUAACCUACAACAGCAUCAUGACUCCCACACCACAACAGAAAUACUUCGAAAAGAGAGACUGUUUCAAGGUUCGCUACUUCUCAUCAGGAAUCUUGUACCCGUCUGAGAUGCGUCUCAUACUGUUUGAGGACAACAUCAGCCAUCUCUUCGAUAUCAUAGCCUUUGACCAACAAAUACAAUUUAGGGGUAUACAAGCAAAGCAUCAUACUGAAAUCUUUCCUGGUCUAGUGGGUGAAGUGGAUGGAGCGUUUCAAGGGCCCAACAGUUACACCUACAUCGUUCAAGGAAAUCAAGUCAAAUGCUUCUCUUCGCUCUAUCCAAACAUCACCAAAUUUGAGGCUUGUCCCCCGGGCGUGCCACCUCAAAACAUUCUCGCCCCCUAUUUCACCAGUAACACGAACCUGGAUGCCAUCGUCUCGCUUGACAAUACCACCGACAACGUCCACAUCAUCAGUGACAACACCGUCUACGAAAUGAGUUGGUCAGGCAGCGAGUACACAGAGACCGGAAGUUACGCAAUCACGGACACCGGAUCCAGCAACUAUUGGGCAAAGGCACCGGAGAACGUCACAGCUUUGUUCCGUUUACAUCGACCGGAUGAGUACAUCUUUAUUGAAGGCUACAAAUUUGUCGUUUACAAUGCUGUUUUCAAAACCUCCACAGGCAUAUUUUUCUUCUGUUAAUAGCUCUCCAUGAACACCGAGUAUGUCCUGUUCUGUAAGGCGAUACCUGAAUGUUGGAUACUUUGACUCUGAAAUAUCUCUCCGCCAUAUCAUAUGUUGAAUGUGGACAUGUGAAAUAACUCAUUUGUCAAAGGGGCUGCAAGUCACCGUGAAGAUUAUCGUCCCUUAGAUGCCAGGAUCUGCUAGGUAUUGA